AUGGCCGACGCCGACGAGGAUGCGGCUCUUGCUGCCAAUUACAUCCAUUCCGCCGAAGACCACGAUCCCAGUGAUGAAACCCAAGACUUUCGAUUUCUCGCAAGCCUGAACUCGAGGUCUGGUCAGCUACCAAAACGAGGAGACAAGGACUUCGAGCCCCAUGGCACAAAACAACAAGAUGGCAUACUGGAGACUAGCAGGGAGGCUAUGCAUGAUGCGCUCAAUUACACCAGAAUACACCAGGCCAAGAACUACAGUCGGGGCUUCUACUAUGGAGAGGAAGGGUUAAGUCGCGACGAGGCUGUCCCGAAAGAUUGGACGCAGGGCUUGCACGAUGACCAUGUGGUUGUUUUGGAGUCAUUCUAUGGACAGGUUAUUAAGAGCUUGGGCACAUCUACAAAAGGAAAGCACCGUGCAAGUAUAUGGCUAUUACCGGAGGAAGCCCUCUUCCUGGUUGAGCGAGGAAGUCUCGAUCUCUGGUGGCCGACUCGGUCUUCCUUCAAUGGCGUUAUCGAAGACCCUGCGGAGGACACGGAAAACGAAGACAUAGACAAGGAUGUAGAAGCAGAAGCGGAGAGAGAACUUGAGGUUCCAAUGAGUUUGCAAGCUGCAUACGCUAUCUUCAUUGGUAAUGAUGAUGAGAGAGGCAAAGUCAGCUUGGAAAGAUACCAAACGUAUGCGCAUCUCAAGCGGGCAGGAUAUAUCGUUAGGAGAGCUCCGGAAUGGGACCCGAGCAAGGCCGGUCAAAUAUCGAGUCACGAGGUUGUCGCCUCAGGAGAAUCGCCAAAUAUCUUCCAUUGGCUCUUUGGGAGAAUUUUCGCUGCGAAGGAGAUUGACCACUCUGGUUCUGGUUCUUUGGUAAAGCCAGGCAUGUACCGAUCUUACAAUUCGAUCUACAAGCAAAUCGCGAUCAUUCCUCGACACAAGCCAUCGCCAGUCCCGUCGGACCUUGCACCACCGCCAGAGCACCCUUAUCGAGUGGUAUUCUGGGUGUGGAAGGCUACCAAAAGUAUGACAUUUACCAAGAGCAACCCUGGUCAACCAGACUUUCGUAUUGCCGUUGUGGAUGCGCGCUCAAGAUCUCUCCCCUCUCUCACAGAAAUGACCUCUCUACUCGAAAGCACGCCGUGGGACCCUCCCAACAUGACCAUUCCUGCAUUCGAUGGCCCUGGGAAAGUCUACCAGAGGUUAAAGCAUGGUUGGCGCAACGUGAUCUUGGCAGUCAUUGACCAGGGCGUUAUCAGCUAUCUGCGACUGGGCGAGGUUGCUUUUGGAGAGGAGAGGAUUUACGAGCGAUUCGACCAAGGGAGUGCUGUUCGAGGUGGGAAGCGAGGCGGUGGCGCAGGACGUGGAAGUGGACGCGGGAGAGGCAGAGGCAGAGGCAGAAGCACAAGCACAAGCAGAGGCAGAGGGAGCCAAGAGCCAAUUGAGGAUGAAAGGAGAUUGAUGAAUACGGCGUACGAAGUAUGGUUGGAGAAAGCGAGAGCCAAAAGCAAAGAGAGCCUCGCACUCAACAGUAUAACCAAAGCGGAAUUUGUCUUGUACCAUAUCAAGCGCGCUCUACUUUACGUUAUCGAGCGACUUCCCCCAGGUAGGGAGGGUUUGAGGGCUGGAGGGCUGGAGGGCUUGAGGGUUGAGGGCUUUGAAGCCGGGCGGCAGUCGAGACGCCGGUUACCUGCCUGCAGCUUAACAAACAGGCUUCGCUCGUUGGUCCAGAACAGAAUGUCCUCCUCUCUGAAAGGCAUAAGAGUAGCCUGUGCCCGGAGCACUGAGAGCAUGGAGCGUGAGCUCGCGCUCGACUCCGAAAAGCUGCUGGGAGAGUUCGUGAGAUCUGACACGCCCUUGAACGACGCUGUCGCCGACAACCACAACGACGCCGACGCCGAUGCCCAAGCCAAUGAUGAUAUGGCCAACCUGAUGAGCACAGACACUGAAAAGAGCCUUGUGGUUGCGCCUGUGGUUGCGCCUAUGGUUGCGCCUGUGGUUGCGCCAUCCAUGGCUCUCGCCGACAGUUCCCUUGUUGUGAAUGAACAUGAUGAGACAGACCAAGAAAUCAUCACACCUCACUCACAUCCUAAGAGAAAGCGCGCGUCGACCGUCAAUUACGAUGAAUCCGACUAUGGUCAAGCCAUAAAAGCCAGUCCUAGUGCCGAUGGACCAUCAAAGCGAGGAAAGGUGGCGAAGCCUAUACGAGGCGUCAUAAUCGGUCUGUGGCGCGAUUCCGACCAACCAGAUGAUGAUAAUAAGCAUGUGAUUUUCGGCUUCAUCGAUAUUCACGAUAGACUCCGAACCAGAAUUUACGCCAUGAACCGACGAGGAGAGGAAGUAUUUGGCAACGCGCCGACCGGGGCCGGAGGAUGCUGGGUCACGUUUGAGCGAAUUAUUUUUGACCAGCACUUAGUAGGCCUCUCAGCUCUCGAGAUCAAGGAAUACGUCAAGAUUCGGUCCGCUUCCAAGCCCGAGGUCGACUUGGAGGAACGAUAUCAAUCUGAUGCGAAGGCAGUCCUGCAAGCAAAGGCAAUCGUGGCUGAACAAGAAGCUGCAAACCCCACCAAGCCAGUUGCCCCCCGUACCUCUCUCGCACGUCAGUCUCUCAGCCGACAAUCGCUGCCUCGUCAGUCGCUUCAAAAAAAUCCCAGCUUCCAAGCUGUAAAUUCUGCUAACACUCAAGCUCCUCAAGCCGCACCUGGCGCUGAAAACAAGCCGCAUGGCGUUCUUCUUGGCUACUGGGUAGAUUCCAAUGAGCCUCGCCUGGAAGACAAGCAUGCUGUGUACGGUGUUCUCAGUGAGACUGACUGCUUUCGGGUCAAGGUUCAGCGAUUGACACGCGAUGGUCGCUAUGUUGAUGGUAACUUUCCCGUUGGUGCAGGAGCGUUAUGGAUUGGUUACAAAAAAGUCGUCUUCGAGCCUCAUCUUGCACCACUGAGCCGACCUGAAGUCAAGGAAUAUUGUCGGAUUCGCCAACAAGAACAGGAUGGUAGAGAGUCGGAGAAGGAGCGUAAGGCUAAUGAAAUGAAGGCCGUUCUUCAAGCUAGGAUCAACGUCGAGCGAGGCUUAAACCAUGGUGCAGAGGCACGCUUCCCUAGUCCAGAGAUGGAGAUCCGUCACAGCGCCCGAUCUGAGCACCGAGUGUCUGCCAGACACCAGGCUGAGGUCGAGGCAGUGGCCGAAGAAGCUAGAAAGGAAAAGGCGGAGGCCAGAGAGAGACAAUAUGCGAAGACUCGACAGGAGGUCGCCAUGGCUGAGGCCAUUAUCCAAGAAACCGCACAAAUGGAGCUCAAGAACAAUAUGAAGAAGCUAAACAAGGUCUGGAUUGCCCAACAAGCUGCGACGACUGCCAGCACCGCUGCCACACCCGAGGCUGUCGAUGAUGAUGUCAAAUAUCACAACGGCAUCAAGUACGAGAGAAAGCAGAACGGUCCAUUCCAAGGAAAGCUUGUCAGCCAGGCCCAGAUCUUGAGCAUCGAUGGCGAGGACUACGUCGAGUACCGCAUUCUGACCAAGCCUUUCUUCUGA
Messenger RNA from Drepanopeziza brunnea f. sp. 'multigermtubi' MB_m1, 3516 nucleotides. Lineage: Eukaryota; Fungi; Ascomycota; Leotiomycetes; Helotiales; Drepanopezizaceae. The record is from RefSeq and is a predicted model, not a curated record.